CCAUAUCUCUGUUAUCCACGCAUAACACAUUAACGCGUGUCUUAUUACAGCAAAAAAAUAAUAAUAAUAAUGCACAAAAUAUUCAUAAGACAACGAGUUGAAAUCAAAUGAAGCUAUUGGUUCAAAGUGAAUGCUAAAAGUGAACGAAAACGAGACUUAGAUAGCAGAGUAAUGUAUUUUGUGUACGUAUGAAUGUAGGUAUGUGAUUUAAAGCCCGACUUUAGAACCGGUUUAAACCGGAAUCGGAGGCUUAAUAGGGAGCGAAUGAAUCCACCAAUCACAAUACAGCCUGGAGCAAUUAUCAGAUACGUCACUGUUAGAGUAACGUUAAUGUCCAUUAAAGGAGAGGAAGAUGCACUAAUCCGUAUUAUGUCCAAGAAAAGGCGACAUAUUUCUCAAAAUACUGUAAUUAUUGUCGAAGCCGUGUUUUAAAAGAUAAAGAAAUAAGGCAAACUUUGAAACGCAGGAGAGUUGUCUCAUGUCAUCACUGGAGUCCAUGAAGAAGGACUGUUUGGCAUCCAGCACCUUGUCAUCGACCUCCUUGAAAGGCACCUUAACCAAAAUUCACAGCAGAAAACAUGAAGCCAGAGAGAAGCUCUUAACACACAGCUCAGAGGAGACUGAGGAAGACUGUAAUACGUGCAGUCUCUCUCUCCCCAGUUGCGGUUGCAGCGGUUGUAGUCGGACGGUUCGAAGGAUCCUGGUUGCGUGUGUCAUCUCUUUCCUGGCUCUGUUUUGCUCUGUGGCCAUGGAUUUCAGUUCCUCGUUGGAUCAGUGGCAGAUGACUGAGAACUGCCUCACUGAACUGACCUCCUGCAGAAUUCAAGCCACGAUCCAAAUCAUCGCAGAGCUCCAGAUGAUGAGAAAUUCAUGCUCAUCGAGAGAGAGUAAAAAUAUCGAUCAAGAGACGUUCCCAACUCCUGAACUUCCUGAAUUGUCAACCAUCGGUGCCACUUGUACGGGUGUGGAAACGGAUGGCUUAGGGCAGCCUUGCGGCACAGAGCACGCCGAGUAUUGUGAGCGGCUGCAGUCUGACAUUUUUGAGUUUGUUAGUGUGAUGUUGGGAGACGAUCCAACAUGCAGCAAUUGGACAUGGAUUUUCACUCCUGCGAUUGAAAAAAUAUUAGACUUAUCAGGCAUAAGAGAUGUGGACAUUGGUCUUCUGAAGCACAGUAUGGACUGGACAGACAUGAUCACGCUGAGAUUUCUAGUAACAUUCCAAGAGCUGAACUAUCAGUGGAUCUUGAAUGAAGGUGGACCAGACAUUCAGUAUAAAUGGUUACAAUCUUUAACCACACUGAUGGUCCUCCAAGACAUAUCUGAAAAUUUUCAGAGCUGCUGGAUGGAGAAUGUGGACCAGGAGCUCAAUCUGAAAGACUUCUUCCUGUAUAACUCUUGUUGCUCUUUGAAAGGGGCCCAAAUUUUUAUUUCUGCCUUGAGAAACAUCCAGAACUGCUUUCUUACAAGAACCACGUCAGCCCUGAAGCUGAAAUCCAGAAAUGUCUCAUCCAGCAUAAGCCUGAAGAUCUGCCUGCUGACCAUUGCAUGCCUCAUCUACCCCACUGUGCUGCUCUCCUUUAAGCAGAUGAUGGGGUGGAUCCAGGACUACGCACAGACCUUGAAGGAGAAAACAGAAGAUUUAAAAAAACAGAGACAGCUCGCUGAGGAUCUCCUCCAUCAGAUGCUGCCCAAGUCCGUAGCUAAGCAGCUUCGCAAAAACAGACAUGUGGAGGCUGAGAGCUAUGAGAGUGUCACCAUUUUCUUCUCAGACAUUGUGGGCUUCACUGCCAUUUCAGCCUCGUGCACGCCUCUGCAAGUGGUGGAAAUGCUCAACAACCUGUACAUGUGCUUUGAUACACGCAUCGACUCUUACGACGUCUACAAGGUGGAGACUAUUGGCGAUGCCUACAUGGUAGUGAGUGGGCUUCCUGAGAGAAAUGGGGAUAAACACGCUGAUGAGAUUGCUAAGAUGUCUCUAGACCUGGUGGCUGCUGUGAGGCAAGUUUCCAUUCCCCACAUGCCCAACAAACGGCUUCAGCUUCGAGCAGGGAUCCAUACAGGACCGUGUGUAGCUGGAAUUGUAGGCUACAAGAUGCCCAGGUACUGUUUGUUUGGAGACACAGUAAACACAGCCUCUCGAAUGGAAUCCACCAGCCUGCCUCAGAAGAUUCACACCAGCUCUGCUACUUAUUUGGCUCUGAUGAAAGACAACGCAUAUGAGCUCCAGUUACGGGGAGAGAUUGAAGUGAAGGGGAAAGGAAAAAUGAACACCUAUUGGUUGAUUGGCAACAAAAACUACAGCGUUCAGAAUGACAGUCUGGUGUGCCACUGGAACCCGAACCUUGCCAGAAAGAAAAGGACCCCAGUAGGGAGUAAUGUCUCAGUGGCAAAUUCCGCUGUCACAGUACAGAGUGUGAGUGAAAGAACCACACCAGUAUCACAGCCUGAGGCUAUUUACAUACCAGAGACAUCGGAGGUCACAAUGCGUGUCUCGGCUCAGGUGGAGAACAGUGUUGGCGGCUUCGGGACCCUCGGAUCUAUGACGGGGGUUCUUCAGGAUGAGGAGAAUUCCACCAACCCACAAACACACAGAGAAACCUCACUACCAGGCCUCGUUCCACACUGCUAGGCAGAACUAAGUGUUGAACAGGACUUGUGUAUUUCACACGUGGUGUUUUUUUCCCCUUUUUUAGACAAACAGGUUCAGAGAAUCUUUUACAUAGUUUAAAUAUGCUUAGCCAUUUAUAAAAUUCAAAUGCAAACUUGACAGCCAUUAUUAUAGUAUCCUUCUGAUUCCCAGUCAUGUACGUCCUGUAGCUUAUCAGUAUUAUAAUUUGAGAAAGGUUUAUUAGUGAAAUGUGACAUUUUACUGUCAGAUACGCACAGAAACAAUGCUGGACUUUAAAGUGUUAACUCAUGACAGACAGGAUAUUUAUAUAACCUGGUUAACAGUUAGAAGCAAAAAUGGUAUGCAGGGUACAAAUUAUUUGCUACCAGUGUGUCUUUUUGGGAGCCCCAUUGGUUAAAUUUAGCCCUGGUAGGGAUCCAGAUGGACCUGGGGUAAUUCUGGAGCCCAUUUGGGCUGUUUGUGAAAAUAUACAUGAGCUAAGAGUGGGUAGGAGCCCAUGAGGGACCAGAGACCAUGGAGACCCGUAUUAUCCCACUUAGCCCUAAAAUAGGAUAUUAUGGUCCCUAUUUCAGUGGCCAAGUGGAGGCCAAAACUCUGACAUAUGGACAUGUUGGCUGGGAAUGUUCCAAUCUAAUUCAUAUCAGAAAAAACAUGCAUUUGAAUGCAAGUGCAGAGGAAAGCACAGUAUCACAGUGGUCAACAUUUAUGUGAUAAGGCAAAACUCUAAAAUGAAAAAACAAACAAAAGGGAAUUUAAGGUUUUUGUUAGGCUCAGGUUCUGGAAAACAGGAUUAUUGUUUGGAUGUGAAUAGCAAUCAAACAAUACUUAAUUGUAAUUAGGACUGUAUGAAUGUAUGUUUCUUUUAUUGUUCAGUGUGUCUCUUUUCCUCUAUUCUUUUUUUUUUUCAAAUAUUUUGACCGUCUGUUAAUGCUAUGUGAUUGUGAGAGACUGUAGAUGGUAAUUUAUUAUGUUGUACAUUACAAAUAACCAUAUAUACCUUAGUGUUUAACAAAUUAAACACACAGCUCCAAUCCUCUGGGAGUCCUGAGU
This is a messenger RNA of Tachysurus fulvidraco (yellow catfish), 3679 nucleotides long. RefSeq lists its product as uncharacterized. The transcript is spliced from 8 exons. Lineage: Eukaryota; Metazoa; Chordata; Actinopteri; Siluriformes; Bagridae. Gene Ontology annotation, molecular function: peptide receptor activity; guanylate cyclase activity. The coding region runs from base 479 to 2629 and encodes 716 amino acids. The record is from RefSeq and is a predicted model, not a curated record. Gene Ontology annotation, biological process: cGMP biosynthetic process; intracellular signal transduction; receptor guanylyl cyclase signaling pathway.